This is a messenger RNA of Candoia aspera, 1059 nucleotides long. Its product is annotated as serine protease HTRA2, mitochondrial-like. The record is from RefSeq and is a predicted model, not a curated record. The transcript is spliced from 5 exons. Gene Ontology annotation, biological process: positive regulation of apoptotic process; programmed cell death; proteolysis. Gene Ontology annotation, molecular function: serine-type endopeptidase activity. Gene Ontology annotation, cellular component: mitochondrion. NCBI's taxonomy places the organism in Eukaryota, Metazoa, Chordata, Lepidosauria, Squamata, Candoiidae. Bases 1 to 1059 code for a protein of 352 amino acids.
AUGCCUCCGCUGAGGCGCCUCGCCUCCCUUCACGGACGGACCGCGCGCGCGGCGGCCAUCUUACGCGGCGGGCGAGCGGAGGAAGCGCGUUCGCGCAGCCCCUCCUCUUCCGGCACUGCGGUGAGGGCCGCCCGCACUACAUCUCCCGGCCUGCCCCGCGGCUCCGCCUGGCGAGGAAUGGCGGCGAGGCUGGCGGCGGCGGCGCGGGUGGCCCUCCGGGCGGGCCCCGGGCAGCCAAGGGCCGUGCUGACGGCGGCGGCCGGGGGCGGCCCGCGCGGGGAGAAGCGGCGCUCCGCUGCUCCGUCCCCGCGGUGGGCGGCGGCCGGCGGGGCGGCGGCGGGGGCGGCGCUGGCGCUGCUGCUGAGCGGCGCGGCCAGCGGGGAGCGCCCCGGCCCGCGGCUGCAGGCCCUGUCUGCGGCCGUGCCGGAGCCCCCGCCGCGCUCCCCGCGCAGCACCUACAACUUCAUCGCGGACGUGGUGGAGCAGACGGCGCCGGCGCUGGUCUACAUCGAGAUCCUGGGCAGGCACCCCUUCUCGGGGCGGGAGGUGCCCCUCUCGAACGGGUCGGGCUUCGUGGUCUCGGCGGACGGGCUGGUGGUGACCAACGCCCACGUGGUGGCUAACCGGAGGCGCGUCCGGGUGCGGCUGGCCAGCGGGGAGCUGUACGACGCGGUGGUGCGGCAGGUGGACCAGGUGGCCGACAUCGCCACCCUCAAGAUUGACCCCAAGCGCCCGCUGCCGACGCUGCGCCUGGGCCGCUCUUCCGAGGUGCGGCAGGGAGAGUUUGUUGUUGCCAUGGGCAGCCCAUUUGCCCUGCAGAACACCAUCACCUCGGGCAUUGUCAGCUCGGCCCAGCGCGGAGGUCGAGAGUUGGGCUUGGCCUCCUCAGACAUGGAGUACAUCCAGACGGAUGCUGCCAUCGAUGAUGGGGAAGUGAUUGGCGUGAACACUAUGAAGGUCACGCCUGGGAUCUCUUUCGCCAUUCCCUCCGACCGGCUGCGAGCCUUCCUGGAGCAGGAGGAGAAGCACAAGGGAGUGGCGGGUGCUUCACAGGUGUGA